CAGAAGAUGGGUCGGAGAUUUCCAGGAUGGAGGAGCAGGAUAUCGGCUGCACUUGUGAAAAGUGCAGCCGCACCGAGAGCACCUUGCACUAAAAGACCAGUUGCCAGAGUAGGAACCAACGUCAGUACUUGCAGAGGUCCCGGACGACGCCACUUGCAUUGCGGACAAUUUUGGGGUUUGCUGAAAGCCCAGAUCAGAGCUCCCAGCAGAGGGAUUAACAUCAGCCCAGUGAGGUUCAGAGUCUGACCCACCCGCCGAUAGUGCAGGCAUCUCAUACCAUCAUCGAUGCUGCAAACCCCUUCAGCCAUAGACGGUCGCUAGAGAGAGCAGUGUUUCCAGCUCUUGGUGCAGAGAUGAGUGAGAUCAUGCAAAUGGCCUCUCUCGGCCGUCCAUUCCAGUUGGGAAUGCUGUACGACUGCCGGGCAGACAUUCUGAUCCCAGAUAUCACUCUGUGGGACCCACGGACAUUGAAAAACAACCUCAAUAGACAAGGUCAGUUCAGCACUGAGUUUCACAUCAUUGCAUUGGACUCCUGGGAUGAGAAAGCCACUGCACUCGAUGUGUCGGGAUCAUUGAAAGUAAGUCUCCUCUGUGGGUUAGUGAAUGUGAAGGGCUCUGCAGAAUACCUCAGUGACACAAAGAGAUCAAAGCAACAAGCACGGGUUACUCUUCAGUACAAAGCAACAACCAGAUUUGAACAACUGACGCUGAGUCACUUACAGAGGGAGAAUAUAAUAUACCCAAGUGAGUUUGACGAGGGGUCGGCAACCCAUGUCGUUACAGCAGUGCUGUAUGGGGCCCAGGCUUUCUUUGUGUUUGAUCAAAUGGUUUCUCCAACAGAAAAACUGCAGGACGUCCAGCGUGAUAUGGAGGUAAUGGUUAAACGUCUCCCUAAGAUUCCGAUUCAGGGUCGAAGUUCUCUAAAAAUGACAGAAGAUCAAAAAUCUAAUGCUGAGAAAUUUCGCUGCACCUUCUAUGGGGAUUUCUCACUGAAGAACAAUCCCACCACAUUCCAAGAUGCCAUCAGUACCUAUGCAACCCUCCCAAGCUUACUUGGACGACAUGGCGAGCAUGCAGUGCCUGUGACAGUCUGGCUUUAUCCUCUCAAUAAACUGGACUCAAGAGCUGCUCGGCUGGUGAGGGAGAUAAGUGUGGGUUUGGUCAAUCGCUGCCAGCGUGUCCUGGAACAGCUCCAUGAGGCAAUGAGGAGAAGCAAUGAUAUGGUGAAUGAUGGUGUUGUCAUUCAAUUUCCUGAGGUCGGAGACAGGAUACUCCAGUUCCGUGAUAUGUGUCAGAGAUACAAGCUGGUUUUCCAGCGGAACUUAGUGAGAGUUUUGCCAUCCAUCCGAGCAGGUAAGGAGGAUGAAUUGUUAUUGGGAGACAUCCUGAAGAAAAGGGACCAGUCACCAUUCAAACACCAGUUACUGAUCAGAUGGCUGGAUGGCAAGGAAAGGGAGAUGAUGAUAGUGAGACAUUACCUCAAUUUAUUAAAAGGUAUUCCUGUUCUGAAAUCAGUGGGUGAGUUGCCUCAGGAAUUGAAUAAUCCAGCAAUAGACUAUGUGGUCUGCUUCUCAUUUACAAUGCUGCAUCAGGAGGAUCUCUAUCUGUCAGAGGCAAAGAACUACCUCCAGUCUCACACAGCUCAGAAGAUGCAGCCACCUGAUGCUGCUGCUGGAUCCUGUGGAACACGACACAGCGAGCAGUGGUUUAACUCACAGGUUGUACAGCAAAAGAUGAAGGAACAAUCUCAAUUAUUCUUGGAUUUUGCCACUGCCAACAGUGCAGCUGGGAAAGUAAAAUUCCUUGUUGCUUCUGUGAAAGAUAGCAGCUACAUAGGGGCAUCUAUUUACCUGUAUGAGGGAGUGUGCAUAAAGACCCGGUGCUUUGAGCCCCCAUCACAGCCUGAGAGACCUGUGGCUUGUGGAGCAAUGCAUAACAGUGUGACACUGCAGUUACAACCUCCCAGAUACGGUGCCUGUGGGAUCGUCAGUUACCAGGUGGAGUACCGAGGACCCCAGCAGGAGGAAUGGAUCACUUUGGAUACACCUGACAAAUCCCACUCCUUCACAAUAUCUGGGUUACAACCACAGCAGGAGUAUCAUUUCCGAUACAGAGCAGUGACCAAGAUUGGGGUCAGCCCGGUGAGUGAAAGCUGCACGGUCCUCACACAUCCGACAGGUGCAACUGGUAAAAUGAUCUUCCAGAGUGGUUUACCCAACUCAGCACUUGCCCGCGACAGAAGAAGUUACGUUGGCACUCAUGUUGAUUACUUUCAGAAGAUGCUUCAGCAAGACAGAGAUAAGGGACAUUGGUCAAACAAGGAACAUAGACCGGGGAAAGAAGUACAGACAACAGUCGCUUCAUGUUAUAAUAAAUCAAAGACAAUCUAUCAAGUCCACGUGUCUGCAGACUGCAGAAAAGCAGGUUCUAGUGCAGACAGUAAUGAGCUUCCAAGAGAAAGAGUACAUGAGCCAAACAGGCUGGCCCAAAAACUUCUCAGACAAACUGAUUUAAUAUCAAGAGGAGACCCUUCAAUUUACCUGCUGAAGCUACAGAAGGAGGUAUUUGAUCAGUCCAAGCAACUUGUGAAAUGCUCCUUUGGAAAACCUAAUGCAAAACAAACAAUGAAAACAAUUAUGGUUCUGGGAGCAACAGGGUCAGGAAAGACGACCCUCAUCAAUGGGAUGAUCAACUACAUCUUGGGCGUGGAAUGGGAAGACAACUUCAGAUACAUGUUAAUACAUGAAGAGACAGGAAAAUCCCAGGCUGAAAGUCAGACAUCCUCCAUCACUGCCUACCAACUCCACCAUCAGGUAGGAUUUAAAAUUAAUUUCUCAUUGACUAUCAUUGAUACACCAGGAUUUGGAGACACUCGGGGGAUAAGCCGAGAUCAAUUGAUCACUGAGCACAUCCGAGAGUUUUUCACCUCCCCCCAGGGGGUUGAUCAAAUCGAUGCUGUGUGUUUUGUAGCUCAAGCAUCAUUGGCUCGCCUGACACAGACACAGAAGUAUGUUUUUGAUUCAAUACUUUCUAUUUUUGGCAAAGAUAUUGCAGACAACAUUCAGAUACUGGUGACAUUUGCCGAUGGGCAUCAUCCCCCUGUUCUGGAGGCCUUGAAGGCAGCUGAGAUGCCAUGUCCCAACGAUAAAAAUGGUUUGCCCGUACACUUCAAGUUUAACAAUUCUGCCGUAUUUGCCCAGUGUCCAGCCUCUAGAAAAUUUGCUGAAAAGGGGAGCUGUGAUAAUCAAAGGGAAGUGGAAGAGAAUGAUGACGAUUUUGAUGCAAUGUUCUGGAUGAUGGGAGCAAAGAGUAUGAAGAAAUUCUUCUCAGCUCUGAACAAGAUGGAAACAAAAAGUUUAUCUUUGACCAGAGAGGUUUUGUGGGAACGUAAGCAGCUGGAGACUACAGUGGAGGGGUUGCAGGUUCAGAUCAGAGUUGGCCUGACCAAACUGGAGGAACUCAGAAAAACACAACAAGUUCUGAACCAACACCAGACCGAGCUGGAUGCAAAUAAAGACUUUGAGUAUGAGAUCGAAAUUACACUUCCAGAAAAGCAUGACAUCAGCAGCACUGGCAAUUACAUAACCAACUGUCAGAAAUGUCACUUUACCUGCCACUAUCCCUGUCAUGUUCCAGAUGACACAAAGAAAUAUAAGUGUUCAGCAAUGAACAGGAUUGGGAACUGCACUGUCUGUCCCCUAAAAUGUGUCUGGAGUGUUCACUUCAACCAGAAGUACAAGUUUAACUAUGUAACCAAAAAGGAGAAGAGAACAUAUGAUGAGCUGAAAAAUAAAUAUCAGAUGGCCUGUGGUGAGAAGAUGACACAAGAAAAAGUCAUGCAGACCCUUCAGCAGGAGUUAGCUAAGGUUGAAAAUGAAGUUCUGGGAUUGAUUGAAGAAUUAAUGCACAGCAUUAGUAGACUUGAAAAGAUAGCUCUGAGACCAAACCCAUUAUCUACCCCAGCUUACAUUGAGCUCCUGAUUCAGUCUGAGAAAGAAGAGGGAAAGCCUGGGUACAUGGAAAGAAUUCGGGCACUGCACGCAGUCAAGGAGCGGGCAGAGCUAAUUGAAAAUGUUGUCAACACCGAUUUAUUAUCAGAACAAUGGAAGCUAAAAACAGGACAGGAAAAAAGCACCAGAAACUAUGUUAAAACUGGAGUUUCUAUGUUUUGUAAUUGGAUCACUCACAAUAAGUGACCAGAAAGUAUUCCAGUUGUUUCCAAAUUGGACAGUAGAUGGUUUGCUCAUCCAAAAAAACAAAUUACUGAUUCUAAUUUGCUCUCCUCUCCUCCUUUAACAGCCCAUAUUAAUUUAUACCACAUCUUCUUUCAUCAACACUUUGCCCCUCACCCAGGUGGCUGACACACCAUCACUCAGGUCUACUCGUAGCUAGAAGCUCAACUGCAGUAGCUUCUCUUCCUAGUCCUAUAGUGGCACCCGUGGACUGUCCCAAGAAUCAGUCUAUAUCCUCUCCUGUUCUCUAUUGAUAUGCCGGCCCUUGGAAACAACGUCUAAAUCACAGUGUCCAUUUCCUCUGUAGAAAGGCUGCCCCAGCUCCACCCCUCACCAAUCCCGACUCUCUGUGCUUCCAGAUGACACAGUGCUGGAUGACGGGGAACUUCCUCCCAGCUCCUUUCUUCUCAAGGGGCAUGGUCAGAGUCUGACCCACAAAGUAGUGGGAGGAGUGAAUCAGUCCCAAUAACUUUUAAAGCAGAGAAAUGCAAAAUGGGAAAAAGAAGAAAAUCAUUUUCAUCUAUUGUCAAAUGACUUAAGAGGCUAUUCAGCCCACUGCACCAUUACUGGCUUUCAAAGCCACA
Mobula hypostoma (lesser devil ray) is the source of this 4816-nucleotide messenger RNA. RefSeq lists its product as uncharacterized. The transcript has 4 exons. Gene Ontology annotation, molecular function: protein binding; GTP binding. Lineage: Eukaryota; Metazoa; Chordata; Chondrichthyes; Myliobatiformes; Myliobatidae. The record is from RefSeq and is a predicted model, not a curated record. The coding region runs from base 354 to 4196 and encodes 1280 amino acids.